CAUUUGUAAACCUCAACUGUUGGUUUGACAUUUAUGAGGUGAAAAUUGAAAAAUAAAAUCUUUUGCAAAGCUUCUUUCAUUCUGCCAAACGCGUGGCGAAUAAUUUUUCAAUUUCUUUACGAUAAUAAGACCAAUAAAUUAUGCCGGGAGUAGAGACGAUCAAAUCUUCGUGGGCUGAUGAAGUCGAAUUGGAUUUCGGUGGUCUGCCACCUUCCACCGAGAACACUGAGAAUGGCUUGAAAUACGUCACCGAAUACAAAUACAAUAAGGAUGACAAAAAAAUCAAAGUGGUACGUACGUACAAAAUUAGUAAGCAAGUUGUUCCCAAAACUGUAGCCAAGCGAAGAACUUGGUCAAAAUUCGGUGACUCCAAGGAUGACAAACCAGGUCCAAACUCGCAAACAACUAUGGUAUCUGAAGAAAUCUUCAUGCAAUUCCUCAACUCAAAAGAAGAAGAAAAGACAAAUGAUAAUCUGCUUGAUCCAUCAAAGAACAUUGCCAAAUGUCGUAUCUGCAACGGUGAGCAUUGGUCUGUCAAUUGUCCCUACAAGGGAACUGCUAUGGACACUCAAUUGAUGGAAAAUAAGGCAACACCAACAACCUCAGAUGCACCAAAAUCUGGUAAAUAUGUGCCACCAUUUAUGAAGGACAGCCAAAAGGGCGGCCCUGGCAUGCGUGGACGCGAUGAUACUGCUGCAAUUCGUAUCUCAAACCUUUCUGAGUCUAUGACCGAAGCUGAUCUGGAGGAAUUGGUGAAGAAAAUUGGCCCGCAAAGUAAAAUGUACCUUGCCAGAGAUAAAAACACCGGCCUCUGCAAGGGUUUCGCCUACGUACACUUUAAACAGAAGAAGGAUGCGGCCGCUGCUAUUGAAAUCCUCAAUGGUCAUGGUUAUGAUCAUUUGAUCUUAAAUGUCGAAUGGUCAAAGCCACAGACUAAUUAAAUUUAUUAUAUUCUUUUUUAUUUUGUGUGGAUUGUAAUUGCAACACGAGAUAUAAAUAAAUUUUAAAUUGAAGAUA
This is a messenger RNA of Eupeodes corollae, 1017 nucleotides long. RefSeq names its product eukaryotic translation initiation factor 3 subunit G-1 (gene eIF3g1). The transcript is spliced from 2 exons. Gene Ontology annotation, molecular function: translation initiation factor activity; RNA binding. NCBI's taxonomy places the organism in Eukaryota, Metazoa, Arthropoda, Insecta, Diptera, Syrphidae. Gene Ontology annotation, cellular component: eukaryotic translation initiation factor 3 complex; cytoplasm. The record is from RefSeq and is a predicted model, not a curated record. The coding region runs from base 141 to 941 and encodes 266 amino acids.